GAUUUCUUGGCAAAUUAGGCCUGCACUAUUAUUGAGCGUACUGGUUUCGUUCAUGAUCAAUCAGCCGACGGCUCGAUUACCACAACAGCGAGGUAGGUUUUUGGGAUGUUUGCUACUAUAUUUCUACUCCUUUCCACAGACAUUUGCGACCGCCCAUAGUGCCUCUCAAGCGAGACCGUGGUUAAAUCCUCUUGCCAGUAGCAAUUUCAUUCCCACUCUGCUAAAGUCCAAUGGUGCGCAAAGCGGCUGCUGGAUCUCGAGAACCAUGAUACGAAAGAACGAGCUAAAGCGCCGACAGAGCUGAGCAGGAAGGUCUCGGAGAGUCCCAGUGCGGAAUUCGGGAUGAUCUGAUAUUCUACCUGCGGAACAUGGCUUCAAAUUCUUUGAGACAUAAGUGUAUUCACACUUCCUUGGUUCCAGGAUUCUCGCACAGGAUUCGGGGGGUCGAUGGAUUUCAGUCAGCCCAAAGACUUAAAGUGACUCGUUAUUAGGAGCAUAGCAACCACCGCAGCCUCGGAGGACAAAGAUGAAACACGUACCGCACAUCUCCAAGACUCAAAUAAUCUACUGGAAUCUUCAAAUUUAAUCAUU
This is a messenger RNA of Colletotrichum phormii, 591 nucleotides long. RefSeq lists its product as uncharacterized. NCBI's taxonomy places the organism in Eukaryota, Fungi, Ascomycota, Sordariomycetes, Glomerellales, Glomerellaceae. The transcript is spliced from 2 exons. The coding region runs from base 53 to 304 and encodes 83 amino acids. The record is from RefSeq and is a predicted model, not a curated record.